Molecule: messenger RNA, 885 nt
Organism: Fusarium oxysporum Fo47
Lineage: Eukaryota; Fungi; Ascomycota; Sordariomycetes; Hypocreales; Nectriaceae
Exons: 5
Coding region: 1-885 (294 amino acids)
Source: RefSeq, a predicted model, not a curated record
AUGGGUAGCGCCGAGCGUGGUCUCGGCGCAUUCGUUAUCACCUGUAGUCAUGAUGAUCAUUACCAAGAACCAUUGACGAGCGGCAUCGCUGACCUAGAUUGGUUGAUCAACACGGGGUAUUGGGAUCACGACCCUGAUAUACCCUUGCCUGUUGCUGGGGACGAUAUGAUUCAAAGUUUUGCUGGAACUGCAACGUGUUACGAAGCACCAUCCAUUAACGACACGUCGCCAGCAGUUGAGCACUACCAGUCUAUUGAACCCGACAACGCGCAAGUAAGACUACGCCUACUUCCUGGUUCUCUUCAACCUUCAUCUGUCCAUAAUCCUAUUUUCUUAUCGGAACCAUCUUCUCCACCAAGAUUCACAGCGGCCUUAUGCGAUAACCCGAGUUCUUCGAGCUCCACUGCGAUUAUCCUAUAUGAACCAAGAGCUUCGCCAUCGGCAUUGUCAAGCCCUACCUCCCGACCAUGUGACUUUUGCGGGGCACUCUUUGACGACGCCGCCUAUCUCUGCACUCAUAUAAUUUCACACCAUUCUACCUCAAAACCAUUCCAUUGCGGAAGAGGUACCUGUGAGACCCAUAGUGGCAAGAGGUCCCUUGAACGGCACUUGACAAUCACUCAUUUCUGUGCGAUAAACAUUGUGAACAUUUACGAAAACAUGCAUGCGUUGGCAACAUUUACCGGUGUAGAUGUGGACAUACCGAAGUCAACAAGCAUGCACACAAAGUUCACAUCGAUGAAUGUGGUAAACGAAAGAAGGGCAGACCAAAGAAACAGAAAACGGAUUGUGGAUAAUUUUGGAUUCGAGAGUAGCUCCUGGAUGGAACUAGAGGAGGUAGCAGGUGCACCCUACGGGCUGUUUCGAUUUGUUAAAAGAUCGUGA